AACCUCAAUUUGGGGAAUGUCAUCAAUUAGUCUCUCGGUGAUUGCGUGAUUUCACGAAAGUCUUUCAUAUUCUGCUUUGUGCACUGAGUAUCUCUUCAAACUUCAGUGCAUGUUUCUACCACUUGAUGCUUUAUUAUAUGGGAAUCUAACUUUCACAAGAGCAUUUCAGGCAAAGACUUGUCUUGUUCCCCACUGGCAGGCAAUUUCACUCGGAUACACAAUCAAUAGGCUGAGCAUGGAAAGGUUAUCGCUGGAAGGUCUGUUUGAUUCCACGGAUCUCUCCUUUCUUAUUGAGGAAAAAAAAAUACGCUGUGCUAAUUACUGUACUUCAUUGACUAUUCUCCAGUCAGAAAGCGCACUUCCGACUUCUUGUCCUUCAAUCGCUGAAGGGAUGAUGGUAUCUGCCAAAAGCACACACUUGAAAGUACAUCCCAGCACAAACACACACACACACACACACACACACACAAACACGGACACACACACACAAGCGCGCACACACACACGGCUUCAUAGGUAAAGAUUUCUUCCCUGACAUUGUUUUACCUAAAAUAAGGCAAGUGUGUGGCCACUGUCCCAACCCGGUUACACUCGUAUUCUACGUGCCUAUCAGCCUGAGGAGUAAUUGGAUUCAGGUGUUCUGGAAAGCAUGAUGUGGGCUGUGUCUGUUGAAUUCCCAGCAAUGCAAGGGGACACACCCUGUGACUCCUUCCUUAAUUGAGUGCUGAUAUUUGAUUGGUUUAUCGCGCACCUGAUGGGUGGGUGGGGUGUUCGCGGUUGGUGGGGGUGAGGUAUAUAAGGGCUGAUGCGGCCAGACAGCUCCUCAUUUGAACACCCUCUCGGAAGAGAUAGCGUCUUUCUGCAACCCGCGGUCCCAGCAGAAAAACCUUGUGAUCCUUGUUCCAGGCGACAUGGAGGACGACUCACUCUGCUUGGGAGGGGAGUGGCAGUUGAACCGCUUUUCAAAACUCACAUGUUCUGGGCCAGGUGCAGCUUUUGCUGAAAUCCAGCGGACUUCUCUCCCUGAGAAGUCACCACUCUCAUCUGAGACCCGUGUCGACCUCUGUGAUGAUUUGGCUCCUGUGGCAAGACAGCUUGCUCCCAGGGAGCAGCUUCCUCUGAGUAGCAGGAGACCUGCUGCGGUGGGGGCUGGGCUCCAGAAUAUGGGAAAUACCUGCUACGUGAAUGCUUCCCUGCAGUGCCUGACAUACACACCGCCCCUUGCCAACUACAUGCUGUCCCGGGAGCACUCUCAAACUUGUCAUGGUCACAAGGGCUGCAUGCUCUGUACUAUGCAAGCUCACAUCACACGGGCCCUCCACCGUCCUGGCCAUGUCAUCCAGCCCUCACGGGCAUUGGCUGCUGGCUUCCAUAGAGGCAAGCAGGAAGACGCCCAUGAAUUUCUGAUGUUCACUGUGGAUGCCAUGAAAAAGGCAUGCCUUCCCGGGCACAAGCUGGUAGAUCAUCACUCUAAGGACACCACCCUCAUGCACCAAAUAUUUGGAGGGUACGUACCCGAGUUGGACGAGCACUUGGUGGAAACGGCCACUCAGGAAAGCACCUUAGACUACUGGAAAUUCCUCCAAGAGCAAAACAAAACCAAGCCUGACUUCAACGUCAGAAAAGUCGAAGGCGCCCUAGGACUUGUGCACUUGGUGGAACCCACAGAACGCCGGAAACAGACAGACCGACUUGCCUGUUUCACGGUGUCCAAUUCCAAUGAGUUGAAACGGAAAAUUUUCCCACUGGCAUACGGCAUCUGGGGAGAUUCCGGGUCAUUCGUCCAGCUGCGAAAGGUGCAUCUCUGA
This is a messenger RNA of Pongo pygmaeus (Bornean orangutan), 1808 nucleotides long. Its product is annotated as putative ubiquitin carboxyl-terminal hydrolase 17-like protein 23. Gene Ontology annotation, biological process: regulation of apoptotic process; protein deubiquitination. Gene Ontology annotation, molecular function: cysteine-type deubiquitinase activity. The coding region runs from base 912 to 1808 and encodes 298 amino acids. NCBI's taxonomy places the organism in Eukaryota, Metazoa, Chordata, Mammalia, Primates, Hominidae. The record is from RefSeq and is a predicted model, not a curated record. Gene Ontology annotation, cellular component: cytosol; nucleus. The transcript is spliced from 4 exons.